Messenger RNA from Penicillium samsonianum, 477 nucleotides. RefSeq lists its product as uncharacterized. The coding region runs from base 1 to 477 and encodes 158 amino acids. Lineage: Eukaryota; Fungi; Ascomycota; Eurotiomycetes; Eurotiales; Aspergillaceae. The record is from RefSeq and is a predicted model, not a curated record. The transcript has a single exon.
AUGUCAUCAUUUCCUAUUCGGAAUUCUGUUACGCAAGUUUCUCAUUCCACCUGGCGCCUUGGGUGCACAAUCGAGUGCAAUCGAAUCGCGGAACCAGACGACACAUGCACGGCUGCCUGGAAAGACGGAGAAGAUUGGUAUAUUCUUCGGCAUGCAAUAUCUGAGCAACCACCCGAUGCUACGCCUGCAAAUUCGCAAGAGGUCCGUUUGAUUCAUGAAGGAGGCACCCUGUCGGCAGUAUGGGCCAUUGGAAAUAAUGCCAUCUGCAAAGUCCACUCCUGGACCUCCGAUACCACUUCAGAGAGCAAAACCAUCAAAUUCGUUCAAGAAAACGCACCCCAGGUAUCUAUACCUGAAGUGAUCUAUUCGUGGGUGGAUGGGAAUCGAUCAUUCUUAGUGCUGAAAAGAGUUGCGGGUAUAACGCUGAGACGCUUGGGGGACAAUGUCCGCUACCGAACAAGAUUCCAUCUUAGAUGA